This is a messenger RNA of Trichobilharzia regenti, 4770 nucleotides long. The record is from the annotation of a GenBank genome assembly. Lineage: Eukaryota; Metazoa; Platyhelminthes; Trematoda; Strigeidida; Schistosomatidae.
GGUAGGGGUUGACAAUAGAAGUUGAUAUUUUUCUAAGCGUUGUCUAAACUAACCAAUAGACGAAUGAAUCUAUUCAAUAAAUGAAAUGUAUAUCUACUACUUAAAAAUUAAGACAGAUUACGGGUAGGAGGUGGUAAUUUCCAGUUGGAUAAGAGCAGUUGAUGUUGAAUAUAGGGUGGAGUGAUCCACUGAAAGAAAAACGAAUAAGUGAGAGAAAAAGUUGAUUGUCCUAACAAAAAAAAAAAGAAAUUAGAAGAGCCACAGAAGUGGCACUUUCAUAGUUUUCGAAAUACACUUAUAUAUCUCUUGUGACUACUAACUGGAGAACUAUCAAGCACAACCUCUUGAAUUUAGAGAAGGUACUCAGAUUCCUCGAUUACCGGUGGUUAUAUCUCUGUACACCCGAUUGACUUAAUUUUUAUCCUGAAAACUACUACUUAAGAUUUAUCAUUGACGACCUCUUGACGAUUUGGCUUUCAAUACAAAGAAGGACAAAGUUGUUCAAAGUGAAGUGAUCCAAGUAUAACAGAACUCUUAAUUCAGACUAUUACAAUAAUAAUAAUAAUCAUUCUAGAGGGAUUAAAAAAAUAAUAAUAAUAACGGAAUCUUAUUUCUCCCUCGAACAAUUACAUACAUACACAGUCUAGUGUUUCCAAUUCUCAAGGCAGACGAAGAACAAGAGGAGAAAAAAAACUUUUUCAACAAGAUAACAACUUAAAACAUCAUCUUCAGUGAUAUAUCAACUUCAUCACCACUCCAACACAAAGUACUAAAAUACAUAUCCGUCAAUCGAACAAGGAAGUAUACUUUUUCUGUGUGUGUGUGUGUUUUACAACCAACAGAAGGACGACGACUCCGUCAUCAUCAUCAUCAACAGUAACAGCAACACCAGCAACGGAAAAAAAAAGAAGUGGAAAAGAAAGAGUAAGAUUAUAAUAAUCAUAACAACAAUAAUUAUCAUUUGAAACAAUUCAAGUGAUUUCAGUUCAAGUACUUUUCAUUCGCCUAUUCAUCAUCACUACCGUCACAGUCAUCCAUCAAGUCAUCAUAAGAACACGAAGAAGAAAAGAAGAAAAAAGACAAAAGCAGAGAGAUUCGUUGUUAUCUUUGUGUGAUUUUUGAAGUGUACUUUAGUUACUCCCUCUCUACAUACAUACAUACCCACUCUUGGCUAGUAUUCAACAACUUCACAGAGUGUGAUAAUUUCUUCAAAAAUCAAAUAUAUCAUCUUCCCACGUGGAUUACAAGAGAAGGAAAAAAGUUGAGGACUGGAAGUUGUAUUGCGAACACGGUACUCGACAAGUAUCAUCCUCUAAUUGUCAGAAUCAGAAUCAUCUUGAAAGUGAGUGUACGUGUGUGUGUGUUCGUGUUAUUGUAACUGAUUUCCUGUUGACGAACGAAUCAAUCCCAAGACUUGAAGAAUUAGAAGAAGUAGAACCUCUUGAAAUAAAAAAGAAGUCAUUAUGGACACACAACUAUUAGCUCAAAGUUUCAAUUUAAAUGAAGUAACUAGUAGUCAAACAAAUAAUCUAAAAUUAUCUUCAGAACAUCUUAAUGAAUUAUCGCCUCAAACAAACGAUUCCAGUGGAUUUACAUCUCAUCGUUCAAUGAAUAAUUAUAGUAGUAAUAAUCGUAUGAGUGCAUUAUUUUGGUCUGGUCAACAAUCAAAUCAACUGUUAGAUGAAAAUUCACCAAUAAUUAGCAAUAACAGUAAUAAUAGUAAUAACAACAAUAAUAAUUUAAGUAUUGGACCAGGUAGUGUAUUUGGAGGCAAUUCUUCUAAUUCUGUCGAUAUGAAUCCAAUUGAAUCUAGUGUAUUGAAUUCAGUAAAUGCUGUAUCCGCUGCUUCAUGGUAUGGUGUGGCGGCAGCAGCGGCCGCUGCGAAUGAUCCACGUUUAAACAAUGAAUACAAUGAAUAUGUUUCACGUUUAAUGGGAGUAACUAAUGCUGCAAUGGCUGGUGGUUGUUAUCCAGGACAUUUAAGUCCUUCUGGUUUCAAUGGAAAUUAUGCUUUAUCAAAUAUCAAUAAUAAUAACAAUAACAAUAAUAAUUCUAAUAUUUCUACUGGAUCCAAUGAAUUCUUAAGUUCACAUUUCUCGACAAGAACACGAAGUAACAGUCCAAGAUCUUCAGCGAUAGCAGCAGCAGCAGUAGUAGGCGGAGCAAUAUCCGCGUCAUUACCGACUGGUACAAGUCCGUAUAAUAAUAAUAAUAGUAAUAGUAAUCGAUUUCCACGUGGACGAUAUCCGAAUAAUGCAUCAUGUAAUUCACCAGUAAACACGAUGCAACUGAAUCGACGUAUUGACUCAUUAGAUUAUCAGAAUUCACCAAUGAGCACAUUUCAUUUAAAUAAUAAUAAUCCUAAUAAUAAUAGUAAUAAUAAUAACAAUAAUAAUAUAAAUAAUACUCCUAAUAAUAAUACUGCUGCAAUGUUAGCCUAUGAGAAGCAUCAGAAGGCUGUAGCUGUAGCCGCUGCAUUAAACUCACAUCCAUUCAAUCCUGCAAUGAUGAAUUCACACUCUUAUCAGCAACAUCAACAUCAGCAUCAUCAACAUCAUUUACAACAAAUUCAAUCUCCUCAAACUGGAUGUGGGGGAAACAGUAACAAUGGUGGUGGUGGUGGUGGCGUCUCAAUGGCAGCAGCUGCUGCCGCUGCCGCCGCAGCUAUGCAUUCGCUGCAUAAUGUUGCUGCAGCUGCCGCUGGGCAUACAACAACAAGUGGUGUACAUCAUACACCGACAAACACUUUUCGUGGUUUAUCACAACGUCGAAAAAGACGAGUAUUGUUUACACAAGCUCAAGUCUAUGAAUUGGAGAGGCGUUUUAAACAGCAGAAAUAUUUGUCUGCACCAGAAAGGGAACAUCUUUCACAGUUGAUUAAUUUAACGCCUACACAGGUUAAAAUAUGGUUUCAAAAUCACCGUUACAAGUGUAAACGUGCUCAAAAAGAUAAAGAAGCCUCAUCAAUGAGUGAUCAUCAUUCAACACCGAAUACAAUGGAUCUGCGCAAUGAGACAAUGAAUGCAAAUCAUUUAUCUGUGAAUGACAGGACAGGAAUGAAUCGUCGAUCAGUAAACGAUCUAUUAGACAAUCCUUUAUUAUCUUCAUCAUCAAUAAAUACAACAAAUUCUUUAAAUCAUAGAAAACUUGGUUUAAAUUUAACUGAUCAACAUUCAGUGAAUUCUGAUAUAUCAAAUUGUUCAGAAUCUUCAUCAGUUGAAGAGUAUCAUGAUGAUGGUCAUUCUCAUUUAAUGCAUACAAUUGAUGGUGGAAAAAUAAGACUGCGUAGUCCAGAUUUUCGUAUAAAAGCACAAGCAUGCAACAGAAGUAGUGCUAAUACUAACAAUAACAAUAAUACUAAUAGCUAUGAUUGUAUCCCAUCAAGUCUACGUUGUAAUGAUAGGAAUGAAUUAGAUUUAAUCAAAAAUGCUAAUCUUAUGACACAACAACAACAGCAACAAAAUCAACCGCAUAAUCAGUCGACAAUUGAUACACCUUUUGAUUUUUUCGGUUAUAAUGAUUUACUACUAAAUACUACUAAUAAUUAUGCAUUAAAACAAAGUGGUCGUUCAAUGUUCAAUUAUCCAACAAAUCAAUUGUCAUCAACAUCUAUACCUGUACCACCAAAUUUUCAGGCAUCAUAUGAAAAUGAACGAAAUGAAAGUAUAUCACCUAAAUCUAAAAUAUCAGAAUUAACUAAUCAUCAAAUGACAACAGGAAAUUAUGCUAAUAAUCCCUUUUCAAAUUAUCCAUUUGUACCAAAUUCAAAUUAUUAUACAAAUUAUAAUACAUCACCAACAUAUUUACAGAAUUUCUUAACUGGAAAUGAUCGUAAUAAUAUAAACGCUACUAGUCCUUCUAUUAUGGAUAAUAACAAUAAUAAUAACCAAAACAGUGCAAGUCCAACUGAAUCGAACUUAAAUGAAAUAAAUAAAUCAUUGAAUUUAACCAUGGCAACGGCGGCAACAACAACUAUAACAACGACAAUGCCAACAACUAUAUCAUCACCAUUAUCUUCAUCAUCAUCAUAUUUCACACCAAGCCAAUUAGCAGCUGCAGCUUCUUUAUUAAAUUCCAGAUCAGAUUUAUGUAAAACAUCGUCAUCAACAGCAUCAUCGUUAUUUCAGUCAACACGUUCAACAACACCAAGUAAUGUAAAAAAUUAUUCACUCACAAAUACACUCUCUGAUGUUAACAAUAUUACACUGAAUACUGAUCAGUUGAUGAGUGAACAACAGAAAUUCUGUAUGAAAAGUAUAAAACAUGAAUCAGUUCUGGACAAUCAAUCAGAGGAGCUGGUUAAGUCUGAAGAUUGUACCCCGUAUAAAUCGGUGAUAUCUACAGACGACGGAGGUAACAAUAAUAGAUUCACAGAUUUCACGUCAUUGAUUGCAGGAACUUCAUCAAGAAUAUAAAUGAAGACUAGACAAUAAAUAGCACACUGUUGAACAGCAAUUCAACUCACUGCAAAUAUAAUUGAUUACAUUUGAAGUACUGGAAGUCAAUUCUAUGAAUACUUCCAAAUGUAAUGUAAUCAUAAGUGAUAGUUUCUAGUUGUCAUAUGAAGAGAUAGUAAAACAAUUGUAGUUACAUUUCCGUCUGCUAAAUAUUUGUUCAUCAAUGACUACUUAUCAGUUCGCCUUUAAACAUAUACAAUCAUUCAAACAAAAUAUUAGUAUUUUCCCCGAAGACCAAAAAACAAAUGGAAAGUUAAAACAAAAUAUUUCACUUAAAGUUUUUCAAAAAACACUAACAACACAGCAGUAACAC